Messenger RNA from Brassica napus (rape), 945 nucleotides. Its product is annotated as esterase AGAP003155. Bases 97 to 804 code for a protein of 235 amino acids. The record is from RefSeq and is a predicted model, not a curated record. The transcript has 5 exons. Lineage: Eukaryota; Viridiplantae; Streptophyta; Magnoliopsida; Brassicales; Brassicaceae.
GAAGAAGAAAAGCAAGCAAGCAAGAAGAAGACAGACAGCUUUAAUUAUCACAAGAGAGACCAAACGAAACUGUGAACUUUUGUCUGAAAAAACAAAAUGGGAAGCCAAGGAGGAUCCAUAGUGAGGAAACCAAGGUUUCUGUGUCUCCAUGGGUUCCGUACGAGCGCAGAGAUAAUGAAGAUACAGCUUCACAAAUGGCCUAAAGCUGUUAUCGACAGACUCGAUCUCGUGUUCCUCGACGCGCCUUUUCCUUGUCAAGGCAAAUCUGAUGUCGACGGAAUCUUCGAUCCUCCUUACUACGAGUGGUUUCAAUUCAACGAGGAGUUCAUUGAGUAUGAGAAUUUCGAGAACUGUUUGGAGUAUUUAGAAGAUCGUAUGAUCAAGCUUGGUCCCUUUGAUGGUCUCAUUGGCUUCUCUCAGGGGGGAAUCUUGUCUGGGGGCUUACCAGGACUGCAAGCCAAGGGAAUUGCACUCCAAAAAGUGCCAAAGAUUAAGUUUAUCAUCAUUAUUGGAGGAGCUAUGUUCAGAUCUACCAAGGUUGUGGAGGAUGCUUAUUCCUUUUCCAUCGAUACUCCCUCCCUCCACUUUCUAGGAGAGACUGAUUUUUUGAAACCUUACGGAAUAAAGCUGAUAGAGUCGUUCAAGAAUCCGGUGGUCGUCCAUCAUCCCAAAGGUCAUAUUGUCCCCAGGAUCGACGAGAAGAGCUUGGAGAAAGUCACGGCGUUCCUCGAGACCAUAGAGAACCUGGUGAUGAUGGAGGAAGAAGACAAGGAUGGUGAAGAAAACAUUUGUUCUCCAAUAUAGAACUCAGCUUAUAAUGAAACAAUAUUUAAUGAAUAAUUCUUACGAAAUAAUUCUUUAGAAAUUUAUCGUGAAAUGACUGUAAAUUAUUGUGAAAAAUCGUUAUUACCAAAAACAAUAAUAAUAGACGUUUUAUUCCUUUUA